GUGCUGUUGAGAUUGUGAGAGGCCGCCCAUCGCUCGCCGUCCCAAACCCUAACGCUUGAUACACCGUGAGAAGGGGAAAGAGGAGAAGGCCCCCAAACCCUUGCAAACCCCGAGUCCCCACCAUGGCGUCCCUCCUCCUCCGCCGCCGCCACGCCGCGCACCCAAGCGCCGCCGCCGCUUCCACCCGCCUGCUUCGCGCCUUCUCCGCGCUCCCCGACGUUGAUCCCUCGGCGUCCCCCGCCGCAACCCGUACCCCGGCCGCUCCCACCCCCACCUCCGCGGUGCUCGACCUCCAGCUCGCCGUCCGCGCCGAGGCCGACCCGGCCCGCAUCCACUCCCUCGUCGCCUCCGCGCUCUCCAACCACGACCUCCCGCGCCUCCACACCUCGCGCCACCUCUUCUCCCUGGCCACCUCCCGCCUGACCCGCCUCCGCCGCCCCGACCUCGCCGCCUCGCUCCUCCACCAGCUCCUCGCCUCCGCGCCGCCCUCCCCGGGCCUCCUGGCGCGCGCGCUUUCCCUCUUCCCGGGCCCCGAUGACGCGCUCCGGGCCUUCUCCGCCUCGCCCCCCGCCGCCCGCUCCGACGUCUCGCUCUCGGCGCUCCUGUCCGCGCUCCUCCGUGCCGGCCGCCUCGACGACCUCAAGUCCACCUUCGCCUCCGCGGAGUCCUCGCUCGGGGUCGCGCCCGCCCGCGCCUCCCACAACGUGCUCCUUCACGCGCUGGUCAAGAACUCCGAGCUCGCUGCUGCCCGUAAGCUGCUCGACGAAAUGGCCAACAAGAAGUUGAAGCACCGCCCUGCCCCGGACAUCAUAUCCUACAACACUGUCCUUGCUGGGUACUCCGUGCAGGGUGAUGAGGAGGGAUUUGAGAAGCUUCUGAAGGAGAUCAGUGCGAGCAAGCUGGAGCCAAAUGUUGUCACCUACAACUGCCGGAUACAGUGGUUCGCCAAGAAAGGCGAGACAGUCAAGGGGGAGGAGCUGCUUGAUGUGAUGGAAUCGAAGGAGGUGGCGCCUAAUUACCUUACCUACAAUGCUCUCGUACAGGGAUACUGCAAGGAGGGGAAUGUUGGGCCAGCGAUGCGGGUGUUCAAGAGGAUGAAGGUCAUGAAGAGGCGGGAGGGGAGAAGUGACUUGGGUGUGUCUGCACAUUCACAGACAUAUGUGGUGCUGUUUAGGAGCUUGGUGGAGAAAGAGAAGCUUGAUGACGCACUGUGGAUUUGUAAGAGCUGCUUUGCGAUGAAGGCAGCACCACCAUUUGAGGCUGUUAAGGGUUUGGUUGAGGGGUUGGUGAAGAGUGGGAGGUCUGAAGAGGCUAGGAAUGUUGUUGCAAAGAUGGAUUUACUUGUGAAAGGUGAUGCUAAGCUUGCUUGGGGGAAGGUUGUUGGUGAACUGUCUCUUGAAGAUGGAGCACCAAGUUCAAAUCCAUGAUUUGCUAGAGGCAUCUGUGUUACUUCUGAUUGAUUCAUGUGUUUUGGACCUUGAACAAUGAUGACGACGAAGAAGAUAGGCUUUCACAUGGGAUCCGGUGCUGUCCUCGAGUUGUCACUGGGUUGUUUUUCUAAAAACUCCAUGGUUAGAUCAGGAUGUGAUGGAUGUCUCUCUAAAGCUGAACGGUAAGAGGUGCCAUUCCAUAAUCCCUUUACUGUAAGAGCUUGCUCUAUUUUUGUGUCUUCUAAUAAUAUUUAAAAUGAUGUUAAAUUUUAACAUUUGUUGAAGUGGUGAGGGGAUUGUGAUAGAUUAUACAUCUACUAUCUUGCACUGUAACAUGUUAGUUAUAACGUGCGUUUUAUGUCUCAUAACGUAAUUGUUCUGCUUCUCCUUUGAAAA
Messenger RNA from Panicum hallii, 1826 nucleotides. Its product is annotated as pentatricopeptide repeat-containing protein At1g09820-like. The transcript has a single exon. The coding region runs from base 123 to 1427 and encodes 434 amino acids. Gene Ontology annotation, molecular function: protein binding. The record is from RefSeq and is a predicted model, not a curated record. NCBI's taxonomy places the organism in Eukaryota, Viridiplantae, Streptophyta, Magnoliopsida, Poales, Poaceae.